AACGCAUCUCACAGCUGUCAGUCUGUGGUGGGUGAACUUUUGGAUAAGAUUGCGGGUAAUAGUUUCACCGGCGGCGAGGUGAUGUUUGUUAUAUGGACCCCGAGUCUUGGCGCUGUCUUUAUCAACAACAUCAAAUGUGCACCAGAUGCACUUGCCCUGAUAUUGCACGAGCCAACACUCGCAAUGCUUGUGAGUAUUAAUAUAAUCGUCUUUGUUUUACCAGAAAAGUACUCCUCUCAGUGUAUCAGAAGUGUUUAAUCAAAUCUUCCGCGUCUAAACCGUGAAUAUUGUCACAAUCACCACCGACCAUUGGAUCAAUCGGUUUAGCUUUAUAUGCAUAUUAUGGGGCCAGAAGCUCCACGCCGUGCACUUACCAGAAGACCUCUUCACAGAGAGGAAGAAAGUGAAAUACCACACUCACAAAACAGACAUCCGGGCCUCACAGUCACCCACCUCCCCCCACACAAGGCACGACCGCAAUAAUGAGCCUCCACUUCCUCGGCAUCCGCGACUUCCCCAUCCUGCACCUGCAACUGCGCUCCCCCACCACCCAAGGUCCCCGCUCCCAGGACGCAACUGAAGAUCUCACCCACGACAGCAAGGAUGUGCUCAUCCAGCGCCUCCUCGACCUGACUACGCACCUGCAAUCGCAGGACUUGCGCGAUGGUGACGUCUCCCUCCUCCAUCGCGACGCGGACAGCAUGGAGCGCACUCUGCGGCAAUCGCCCGUCCUGCGGCAACAGCCAAGUUUCCAGUCAUUUACGAGCGUGGGAAGCGGUGCGAGCAGGGGAGGGGAGGAGGAGCGCUUUUGGCAACCGCUGUCGCCAGGCUUGAAGAGUUCGGGUAGGAUGUUCGAGGUGUCGAGGGCGCCGUCGAGGGCUGGGCCUGUGAAUGGGUUGUCGGCGUCAAAGUCGGCGUUGUUGGCGGAGGAGGCGGAAGCGCUGCUGGUUCAGCUUACGAAGACGGUGUUGGAGCUGAAGGAGAGGCGGGAGGAGUCACAGCAUAUCCAUGAUCUUCUCGUCGUGCGAGCUGAAAAAGCAGCACAGCGAGUGAUAGAGCUUGAAGAUCACGUCUCGCAGUUAGAUGCAGACUAUGAGAGCACGGAAUCGGAGCUGAACUUCUUACGUCUCCAGUUGCGCGCGCUCGAGGUUCAGGGUCUGGACUACGUGCAGUUUAAUGACGACGAGGAGUUGACGCAGAGUAUCAUCAAUUGGAAGCAGCAGUGGGCGGAUGUGGAGCAGCGCACGAAGGCAAGGCGGCGGAAGAUUAAGACUGAGACGUCGAAGACGACGACAACGGGAACAGGGACGCCAACACCGACAUCGACGCCCACGCCGAUGCCGACGAUUGGGGGCCAGGGGGGGCUGGGACUGGCUCGAUGAGCCUGAUAGGAGCGAGGUAGAUGCUUGUUGGGUCAUCAAGUGGGGUGCAUUGUACAAUACUUGAAGGCGGCACCCUGGAGAAUUUCAGGAUGAUGAACGACCAGGUACCUGGUCUGCCGUAUAGUAAUUCAAUUCUUUGACAAUCUGUGAGAACAGUCACGGUGCUUAUCCCUGUCACCAUCCGGUUAGCUUCACGUUGAGAGUUACAACAGACCUAUAUAUUCUCCAUAAAACUGCAAGCCCCAAACUCGCUGGCUAUAUCAGAGACAGGCAUAUCCGUCACCCCCUUCAGCAGGUAGAGGAAUGAAGACGUCCAAUGCGUGAAGUUGUUUCUGGUUGUGGCAAAGCGGUAACUUCAAACAGGGUUACAGGCAAUGAAUAUGCGCGAAGAUGGCCUCGCUGCGGAGCUCCGAAUCACCUCACGGCCGGGCUGUCUUGGCUAGUAACUGGGGGGGCCGAGCUUGCAAAUAUACCCCCAGGCAUUUCUGUGAAGCAACAGGGCCUCGUGCCCUUAAAUUUACUUCCAGCAUCUGCUCUCAGCCUCGAGCCGAUCCCAAUCAGUGCUCUAAGUGCUUUGGUCUAGCUUCAGUCAAAUAUUCUAGACGCCGCGUCAGUGUAUCACGUAUACUUUAAGACGAGCACAUGAGGUGAACACGACGCGUUGUGUCGCGUUUUUAUGCCCAGUGUUCCCCAAAAUAGUAUUAGUAUUUGUGGUUUUCGAAUAGUAUUCGGCGAUGAGCAGUAUUCUGGCUAAAAUUGGGGUAUUCGGCGAGUAUUUGCCAAAGACUCGAAUACAUACUAUUCGAGUCCUUGGCAAGCACGGCCCAGGAUGCC
This is a messenger RNA of Pseudogymnoascus destructans, 2216 nucleotides long. RefSeq lists its product as uncharacterized. NCBI's taxonomy places the organism in Eukaryota, Fungi, Ascomycota, Leotiomycetes, Thelebolales, Thelebolaceae. Bases 483 to 1382 code for a protein of 299 amino acids. The record is from RefSeq and is a predicted model, not a curated record. The transcript is spliced from 3 exons.